This is a messenger RNA of Aquila chrysaetos chrysaetos, 983 nucleotides long. RefSeq lists its product as uncharacterized. The coding region runs from base 24 to 752 and encodes 242 amino acids. Gene Ontology annotation, molecular function: RNA stem-loop binding. Lineage: Eukaryota; Metazoa; Chordata; Aves; Accipitriformes; Accipitridae. The record is from RefSeq and is a predicted model, not a curated record. The transcript has 2 exons.
AAACCAUAUUUUCUCGAAUUGAAAUGAUUUCAGAAUUAAUUAUAAAGGGGAGACGUCGGAUUAUUGAGAUUUGUGGACAAGAACCACACACGAUUGUCGUUCCUUUGACUCAAGGAUAUUUACAAUGGUGUCUACAGAAUAGCCUAACUUUACAAAUUGCUUUUGCAGAUUUCGAAGGAAAGAUAGAUAUUCAUCUUCCUGCACACAAAAUGUUUACCUUGCUACAAAAUAUACAACUAGAAGAAAAAGAAUUGUGUGCAGAGUUACCUACUGAUGGCCCUACAGUAUUUACGGAUGGCAGUGGAAAAACAGGAAAGGCAGUAGUAGUUUGGAAAGAAGGUCAGAAAAUGGGCCAAAGUGGAUUCCAACUAAAUGGACGAAACCUUAUGCUGAGAUUGAUAUGGAACACACUGACUGUAGUAAGCAGCGUGACAGUGACACCGGUGAUUGAUCCACAUUGUUUAACGCCGUGGGACAGUAAGAAUGUUUGGGUGACACUGGCUAAAGCUAUUAACCAAACCUCUUUUUGUGUGUUAUUGGCAUUACCUGAACAGCCUUUUCAUACAUGUUUGGUAGGAGUACCGUUAAAGAACAGUGCAAUGGUGCUCCAGGGUGUCAAUGGGUCCAGAUCGGCCACCCGCAAUCGGGCCUGUAAUACUACAGAGUCAUGUGAGCGCCUCUGUAGCACUACAGAACGAUGUGUAGAAAAUUGGGACAAAUGGAAGGACUUGCUGCCUAAGGCAGACCAAUGAACCCCAGGAAUUGAACAUUUUAGGAAGUCUGGGAACCCCAAAGUGUAUUUACUUUAAGCCUCCUUAUGGAACAGAAGGACAAGACGUAACUCCCGAAACGCCUUUGUUUAAAAAUGCAUCUCUUUGGUGUAACAAAACAGCCACUAAUAAGCCCCUAGGAGUUGCAGAAUCUCAAAAACUGCCUCUGGGAGUUUUUUUGAUAUGUGGAGAUAGAGCUUGGCCUGGACUCCC